Nothoprocta perdicaria is the source of this 672-nucleotide messenger RNA. It is a transcript of the gene EFNA4, whose product is annotated as ephrin A4. NCBI's taxonomy places the organism in Eukaryota, Metazoa, Chordata, Aves, Tinamiformes, Tinamidae. Gene Ontology annotation, cellular component: plasma membrane. Gene Ontology annotation, molecular function: ephrin receptor binding. Gene Ontology annotation, biological process: axon guidance; ephrin receptor signaling pathway. The record is from RefSeq and is a predicted model, not a curated record. The transcript is spliced from 4 exons. The coding region runs from base 1 to 672 and encodes 223 amino acids.
AUGGGCAUCACCGAGCUGGAGCAAGCGCAAGUGCCAGCAGCGCCCAGCUCCRCGCCACCCGGCAGGUUCCUGCGGGACGACUACGCCGUGCAGGUGUCCAUCAAUGAYCACCUGGACAUCUAUUGUCCCCACUACGAGGGAGUGGUGCCGGGCGGGCGCCCCGAGACCUUCACGCUCUUCAUGGUGGACCGCGAGGGCUAUCGCGGCUGCUACGCGGCGCCCAGCGCCUUCAAGCGCUGGGARUGCAACCGGCCCCACGCGCCCUUCGGGCCCGUGCGCUUCUCCGAGAAGAUCCAGCGCUUCUCGCCCUUCCCGCUCGGCUUUGAGUUCCAGCCGGGGGAGACCUACUACUACAUCUCCGUGCCCGGCCCCGAGAGCGCCGGGCGCUGCCUGAAGCUGCGGGUCUCCGUCUGCUGCAAGGGCACGACGCCGAAGCCGGCGACAGAGCUUCCCAACUCGCAGCCACGCGGAGGGCCGGAGGGGACCUUGCUUGGAGCGCCCACCCCGCCGCAGAGCGAGCGCAUCCCACGGGCCCUCGUCUCGUCCUCCAGCCAGGACACGGAUCUGUCUUCCGCGAAGACGCCCCCCCCCCGCCCUUUCCCUUCCCUUCCGCCCCCUCCUCGUGCCGUUUGCCCCCCGCACGGGUCGGGGUUGACCCCUGGUAGUGACUGA